Messenger RNA from Terrapene triunguis (Three-toed box turtle), 695 nucleotides. RefSeq names its product carcinoembryonic antigen-related cell adhesion molecule 20-like. Gene Ontology annotation, cellular component: cell surface. The record is from RefSeq and is a predicted model, not a curated record. Gene Ontology annotation, biological process: heterophilic cell-cell adhesion. NCBI's taxonomy places the organism in Eukaryota, Metazoa, Chordata, Testudines, Emydidae. The transcript is spliced from 4 exons. The annotation marks the transcript as partial.
AAAUCCUGCCCAAGCCCAUGGUGAUGCCAAACCAAACCCUGGUGCUGGAGAACGGGACCUUCACCCUCACGUGUAACAGCUCCCCCAGCGCCGACACCGUGCUCUGGCUCCGGGACGGGGCGUCCCUCAUGCCCAGUGAGCGGCUGGUGCUGUCCCCUGACAACCGGACCCUCACGGUGCUGGGUGUCACCCGGGGCAAUGCUGGCCCCUACCAGUGCGAGGUCGGGAACCCCAUCAGCACCAACCGCAAUGGGCUGGACUCUGCCCAGAUAGACCCACCAGGAUCCAUCGCCCUGACUCUCGGGUCGCUUCUGACCCUGACGUGUGUCGCCGACUCCAUCCCAGCCUCGAGCUACCGCUGGGUUCUCAACGGCACCGACACUAAGGAGACCGGGAGCAGCUUGACCUUUAACUCCAUUACUCAGGAUCACCAGGGCACAUACACGUGCCAGACUCACAACCCCAUCACCGGCCGCACUGCCUGGGCGUCUGUCGCCGUGUGGGUGACAGGGACGGACGCCCCUCGUCCAGCUCUCUCUGCCGGGGCCGUCGCCGGGAUCGUCAUCGGGUCACUAGCGGGGGCAGCGCUGGUCGGAGUCAUGGUCUAUUUCCUCUACUCUCGCUGCCGGAACGAGACCCCCAAGGAGAACGAGGCACCUGUCCUGGUGUACGAGAACCUGCCCCCUACAUCUUGA